Messenger RNA from Vitrella brassicaformis, 1881 nucleotides. The record is from the annotation of a GenBank genome assembly. NCBI's taxonomy places the organism in Eukaryota, Vitrellaceae.
UGUACAUGUCCCAUAUGUAUGCACACCGGUGCACAUUCGCACGCAAGUUGACUUCAACACACGCGCAGCCUCUCAUCUCCGCGACACUGCCUCCAGCAGCAGUCCUGACUUCACACCCACUCGGCCGAAGGCGCUGGCGAUCGUAUUGACAUUUUUCUGAGAUGCGGCGCGAAGCUUCUGCGGAGACCGCUUGAGCUCAACAGCCAUUUCUAAAGGAAACACAUAUCACUAAGCGGGAUGACAGUCUGUGUGCCUGUCUGCCUGCCUGUCUGUCUGUCUGUCUGUAUGUGUGUCUGUCUGUCGCCGACCUGUGAAGAGCUCCUGAACGAUCGGCUUCACGGCUGCCCUCUCCACCUCUUUCUUCUGCCUUUUGAGGCAUGACAGCAGCCGACCCAUGCUAGCAGUAAAUCUCGCCAUGUCGUCAGCCGAGAAGUCACUCAUCCUCCGCAGGGCCGCUCGAGCCAGCAUCGUAAUCAGUGGCUGGUCGACGGCAUUCCUGCCAACGUGGCCAUAGCUGGUCGCUAUCUGAUUUAGCUGGAUCGGUUCCAGUUUUCCGUCCUGCGCCAGCGAUGUGAUAAUGGGCUUGGCUGCAAUAUAAAGACGCGGACGAGACUCAGGAUCAUAGAUCUACACACACGGACACACAGACACGCACACGGGACUCAUCCAGGUAUCAUGGCUGAGCCUUGUGUGGGAGCGGUAAGCAGGCUUGUGUCUUACUGCUGAAGUAUAGAAAAGGAAAAGCGACAGGCUGCUCUCGUAACGGUGGAAAUCGCCAAGGUUGGGAAUCGCCAGCUGCUCCAUCCGAUGGAACAGACCCUUAACGCGCUGCCUCGAGAGAACACCCCGAAGAAUAGACAGUGAACGAGCCAACGAUGACCAGGUCACUGGCGUAAAGAACAUUAUUGAUUUCCCUUCGCCCUUCUCCUGUUGGCUGCACGCCUCGUCCAGCAGCACGCCUAACCGAUCAGUGACGGGCUCAAGAAACGAAGCGUUCUGAUUGCGCAGGUCUGCACUGGCAAAGAACACAUUCGUCACAUCCGCCAGAGUCGUCUCAUUGAUGUUGGCCAGGAAGGAAGAUUGCAAGGCCGUGAUAAGGGUGGGCGGACAUGCCUUCAGCUUGACCAUAUCCCUCAUCAAGCUGGCGCACUGCCUGGAACUGAAGUCAUCGAUCCUAUUGAUAGCCUCCUGCGCAAUCAUCUCAGUCAUCUCCGAGUCAUCAAUGCGCAGCCGGGCUAGCGCGAGAGCGAACUGAGUCAAACAGAUAGCGUCGACAGUCCCCUUCUCUCGCAAAUAACCGACACACAUCCCCAGCAGCUCCUUGAAGCGCCGGUCUGGCAGCAGCUGCUCGCCCCUCACAGUGAUAUUGUUAGUGAUGUGGAAUACGGCCGUAGCGGCAUUCACACAGCUGAACCCCUCAGACAAGCGCUCCACGAUAUCGAGAAUCUCCUCAACACCGCCCGCCCCGAGAAUCAUCUCGUUUAUCUCUGUGGGAGUGGACAUCAGUUCAACGACCGGCUGAAUGUCCUGAGCAGAUGAUAGAAGAAAGGCACGGCUGAGAGCAGAGGCCAGCACCGUUAGCUUGAUGCCCUGGGCAGCUGACGACGACGAUACCCGUCUGUGUGUUGUUGGUGUGAUGGCGAUGGAUCUGUGCCGUCUUCUUGGCACGAUGGGAGGCGACAGGAAGGCAGAGAGGCGCCUCCGUUCGAUGCUUUGCUGGCGUCGAAAGGCGUGGCUGAUGAGAGGAAAGAUGAGCACCACCGCCAAGACGGAAGCCAUCAUUGUCACAGCAGGGCACUGCAUGAUCAACAUGGGCAUUGGAUGCGUUGUUGUCGAUGAGUGAUCAGACGGCCGAUGGAUCAGAUCAGCCAGGUAUUUGCU